ACUUUCUCUUUUUCUUUUUCUUCAUUUUAUUCCCUUCCUUUAUUUAUAUUUUUUUUACCAAACACAGUGUUAGUGCUUCGAAGCUUUUAUCGUAGAUCGGUUCACAGCGGAUCCUCAACCGGUGGGAAAAUGGGCAAAGCAAAGACAGAAAUGGCGGGAAGGAAAACCCUAAUCUAUAAUUAAAGAAACCGAAAUUUCCCCUCUCAAAAUUCCUUCUGUACUCUGCCAAUAGAAAUAAAUUGAAAAUCUAAUUUAUUGAAUUGAAAAAAAAAAAAAAACUCAGAAAACUUGUUAGUUUGAUUAAUUUGGGUCAAGAUGGGUAAGAGAAAGAAAUUUAGGGUUUCACGUGAUGAAGAAGAGGAAGAAGAAGUGGUGCAAGAAGAAGGGGAAAAUCACUCUUCUUCAUAUGAAAGGAGCUUAUAUGAGGUUCUUGGUGUUGAAAAGACGGCAUCUCAGCAAGAGAUUAAGAAAGCAUAUUAUAAGUUGGCCCUCAGAUUUCAUCCUGAUAAAAAUCCUGGUGAUGUGGAAGCUAAAGAGAAAUUUCAGCAAUUGCAAAAGGUGAUAUCCAUUCUUGGUGAUGAGGAGAAAAGGGCAAUCUAUGACCAAACUGGUUGUGUUGAUGAUGCUGACCUGGCUGGGGAUGUUGUUGCGAAUUUGAAAAACUUUUUCAGGGCUAUGUACAAAAAGGUCACUGAGGCUGACAUUGAAGAGUUUGAAGCAAACUAUAGGGGAUCUGAUUCAGAGAAGAAAGAUUUGAUUGAUCUUUAUAAGGAUUUCAAGGGCAAUAUGAAUAAGCUCUUCUGUUCAAUGCUUUGUUCAGAUCCUAAGCUUGAUUCACACCGUUUCAAGGAUAUGCUUGAUGAGGCAAUAGCUGCUGGAGAAUUGAAAGGAACCAAAGUCUACCGGAAAUGGGCAAAGAAAGUAUCUCAAAUGAAGCCACCUACCAGUCCCUUGAGGAGGAAAGGGAACAGAUCAAUUAAACAGUCAGAAUCAGAUCUAUUCGCAAGUAUAUCUCAGCGCCGAAGUGAGAGGAAAGACCGGUUUGACUCCAUGUUUUCAUCACUGGUGUCCAAAUAUGGGGGUAACGCAGAUGCUGAACCCACUGAAGAAGAAUUUGAAGCUGCACGGAGGAAAGUUGAAAGCCGAAAGGCUUCCAACAAAUCAAAGCGGAAGUGACAUUAGGUCUUAUUCUAGGAUUGUUCCUGUAAAAAGUUGGAUUUAGUGAGAAUUAUGCUAUAUGCAACUUUGUCUUAAUUGCUUUAUCUGCUCCAAGAAACAUGCAAUGUUGCUUUUGUCUCGAGUUAUCUACUUUUUGAUGAAAGAUUUUGGAGGCAGUUCUAUUUUGCCUACUCUGACUACA
Durio zibethinus is the source of this 1360-nucleotide messenger RNA. RefSeq names its product chaperone protein dnaJ 6-like. The record is from RefSeq and is a predicted model, not a curated record. NCBI's taxonomy places the organism in Eukaryota, Viridiplantae, Streptophyta, Magnoliopsida, Malvales, Malvaceae.